Molecule: messenger RNA, 1474 nt
Organism: Ctenocephalides felis (cat flea)
Lineage: Eukaryota; Metazoa; Arthropoda; Insecta; Siphonaptera; Pulicidae
Product: alpha-N-acetylgalactosaminidase-like
Exons: 10
Coding region: 71-1363 (430 amino acids)
Biological process (GO): glycoside catabolic process; oligosaccharide metabolic process; glycosylceramide catabolic process
Cellular component (GO): cytoplasm
Molecular function (GO): alpha-galactosidase activity
Source: RefSeq, a predicted model, not a curated record
GACUAGGACUAGAUUAGUGUAUGAGGAUUAAUUUGUGACUGUGAUUACGGGUGACUGGGGUUGUCAGUCGAUGGCCAUGUGGUGUGCAUUUAUAGCCGUUUUAGUGGGAGUGCUGGCCCCGUGUCUGUCCUUAGAGAAUGGAUUAGCCUCUACUCCUCCCAUGGGUUGGUUAUCGUGGCAAAGAUUCAGAUGCAACACCGACUGCACCGGCGAUCCUGAGAAUUGUAUCAGCGAACGCUUAUUUCGCACCAUGACGGAUCUGGUCGUUUCGGAGGGAUAUGCGGCUGCUGGAUACGAGUACAUUAACGUAGACGACUGCUGGAUGGAAAAAUCAAGAGGCUCCAGGGGCGAACUGAUCGCCGACAAGAUACGAUUUCCGAGUGGAAUGAGGGAUCUUUCUGAAUAUGUGCAUUCCCGAGGUCUCAAAUUCGGAAUUUACCAAGAUUUUGGCAAUUACACUUGUGCCGGUUACCCAGGGGUCAUUGGCCAUAUGCAGCAAGACGCAGAAUCAUUUGCUUCGUGGGAUGUGGAUUAUGUGAAGUUAGAUGGAUGUUACUCUUUACCUACAGAUAUGGAUCGUGGGUAUCCAGAAUUUGGAUUUUAUUUAAAUAAUACAGGAAAAGCUAUGAUCUAUUCGUGCAGUUGGCCUGUUUAUCAAAUUUAUGCCGGAAUUCGACCUAACUAUUCAGCUAUAAUAGAACAUUGUAAUUUAUGGAGAAACUUUGAUGACAUUCAAGAUAGCUGGCAUUCCGUGGAGACUAUUAUCGACUAUUACGGCGAUAAUCAAGACGAUAUAACUCCAAACGCGGGCCCAGGUCAUUGGAACGAUCCUGACAUGUUGAUCAUUGGCAAUUUUGGCUUGAGUUACGAGCAGAGCAAAACACAAAUGGCACUUUGGGCGAUCAUGGCUGCUCCACUUCUAAUGUCGGUUGACUUGAGGACUAUUCGUCCGGAGUAUAAAGCGAUUUUGCAAAAUCGAAAAAUUAUAGCUGUGGACCAAGAUGUACUAGGCAUUCAAGGUAGAAGAAUAUACAAGAAUAAAGGAAUAGAGAUCUGGUCGCGUCCGAUCAGUCCAGUGUACCAGUCUUACUACUCUUAUGCCGUCGCUUUCGUCAAUCGUCGAUCUGAUGGUACACCGUCUGAUGUUGCAGUCACACUCAGAGAAUUAGGGCUUUCGGCUCCCAGCGGAUAUCGAGUCGAGGAUCUGUACGAAGACGUCGACUACGGAGUGCUUAGCUCUGAUACGAAAAUAAAAGUAAAAGUUAACCCAUCAGGUGUCGUCAUUCUUAGAGCAGAUGUACAAAAGAUGUAUAACAAUCUCGGUAGAUCAUCAUAUAAUCCACUAGGCGUUUUCCGGCUAUAGAGGAAAAUUAAUUAUUAAGAAAUAAGAUACAAUUACUGAUGUAUAAAAUAUAGCAAGUAAAUCAUCAUGGCCAUUGUAAUAAAUGUAAUAUAUUAAGAUUAAUAUAAAGAC